AUGAGCGUAGCACAUUUAGAAAUUCUUACUGAUUCAAACAACUUUCAAUCUUCUCAUAUUAAUUCUGCAUCGCAGAGUAUUUUCCAUGAUAAUAUAAAUUACGAUUAUUCUCAACAAACAGAUUCUAUUACCAUCCCAUCUCAAUUAUAUUCUGAACAAUCUUAUUUUAUGAAUCAAAACGAUUUAUCAAAUCAACAAUAUUCAAUCAAUCAACAUUUACUUCAAAGUAUACCGAUUCAUCCAACCAAAUUUUUUUAUCAGCCACCAAAUGAUCCUUUCAAUUAUCACAUUAAAUGUGAAAAAGUUUCUAACCAAUCAUUAAAUAAGUCAAUUAAUAAACAAUUAAAAGAAAAUGAAUAUACGUUCUUUUAUUUACAAUUAAGUGACUAUCAAUCUUAUCAGAUAACAUGCGAAAUGUUUACUCCUUCUUCGAUUAAUAAUUAUUUGAAUAAAAAUAUUUAUGGUAUCGAAGUUGAACAGAUACAAGAAGAGCUUGCUAUAUUUACACCUUAUCACAAAGAAAAUCUUAAAUCCUAUUUAACACAAUACCUAAGUUAUUAUAUACUUAAUUAA
Molecule: messenger RNA, 573 nt
Organism: Rhizophagus irregularis DAOM 181602=DAOM 197198
Lineage: Eukaryota; Fungi; Glomeromycota; Glomeromycetes; Glomerales; Glomeraceae
Source: RefSeq, a predicted model, not a curated record